This is a messenger RNA of Rhopalosiphum maidis (corn leaf aphid), 4459 nucleotides long. RefSeq names its product MAP7 domain-containing protein 2-like. The transcript is spliced from 17 exons. Bases 244 to 3087 code for a protein of 947 amino acids. Gene Ontology annotation, cellular component: microtubule cytoskeleton. Gene Ontology annotation, biological process: microtubule cytoskeleton organization. NCBI's taxonomy places the organism in Eukaryota, Metazoa, Arthropoda, Insecta, Hemiptera, Aphididae. The record is from RefSeq and is a predicted model, not a curated record.
AGUUAUACGUCCCCUCCAGCCGCGCUGCCGGCGGAAUGUCGGUUUCUGCACUGGUUUCAGGCUUCAGUAGGUUAGUAAGUGUCGUUCGUGCCGUUCAGUCGCCAGUCGCUCCGCCGCUGGUAAUCCAGCCAUGCGAUUCAGAAGCCAUUACGCUAUCAAAUUUCAAUCAAUUCGCACUGUUUUAAUUUUAUUUGUGCGAAAUAUGAUGCGGUUUACAACGUGACAUGGUCGACAGAUUUUACUAUGGCGGGUCUAUUAAGGGUACCACAUUACCGACAUAGUGGCGAAGAUAGCAGGCGAACCGGUCCCGAAGAAGGGAUCGAUAAUUUGUUGUUGGUGCCUGAAAGCGUGCUGGAUAUGGACGGCAAUCAACUUAGGGAUGACUUGAACGGUUUGAGAUUUGCAUUUCGAAAACAAUAUCUACAGGCGGAUCUCGGGCCUCAGGGAAAUAUUUGGAUAUCAGGAGUGACCACUGUUAAUUCUGACAACCGGCCAAGUACGGCACCAACACCACCUCAAAAUUCUUCUAGAGCAGGCGGACUUCAUUGGUUUGCCCAUGGUGCAGAUUCAUUUGACUUUUAUGAUGAAACAGACGAAACAGGAAAAGAAAAUGCAAUCAAAGACCGUGAAGAACGAUUGCGACUUGUUCGUGAGAAACACGACGAGGAACGCCAAAGAAAACUCGAUGAGCUCAAACAACAAGCAUUGGCUGUACAAAGGUAUCGAGAACAAAAAGAAGAGGAAAGGCGGAGACGUUUAGAUGAAAUGCGUUUACGAGAUACUGAAAGGCGACAACAAGUGGAAGAAAGAAAAAGACAAUUGUUUGAAGCCGAGAGAGAGAAACGAGACGCUAUACUAAAAAAAAAUCUAGAACGCGAGGCCAGAAUUGUGUCAAAAAGAAGAAAUGAGCGUAGUUCAAUUGUUUUUGCAUUUGGAAGUUCGACGCCUCGCAUGCUUGAACCAUCAGAAACUGGCGGAUCGUACUGGGCUAGUCGCAGAGCUACAUCUACCAGCAAUGUGAUGAUGUUGAGCAGUACAACUCCUAUGGGCCCUCUAACAAGGAGGUCAUCAGAACGUGAGCUGAACGAAUGUUCUGGGAAGAAAAGAGCUGCUUCAGCUGGCGGUCUUUCGAACCGUAGUACCGAUGAGUACAAUAAUAAGAGACACUCUGUAAUGGGUGUUUUGCAUUGGAGUGAUAUGUGUUACCCUGUUAUCCCAGAAUACCCUGUAGAUGUGGUGUGUGAAGGCGGUGACGGGAGCGCCGAACGGAAGGCGGCCAGACGGAAGACGGACCUGAUGCCCACCAUCGUGUCCCCGCGUGACCUGACGCCCUGCAGCCGUCCCGGAUCGUCCAGUUCGUCCCGUCGGUCACCAGGUAGGGCGAGUUCGAUGACUCGGCUGGACGGCGCCGCCACCGCUUUCGGCGGCGGAUGCGGGCGACUCCUGUCGUCGGCGCGCAGCAUGAGCCACUUGGCCAGCGGUGGCGGUGGCGGGCGAUCUGUCGUUUUAGGUGCCAAUAAGGAUCGCUCAACGCAUCACCGUAGUAUGAUCGCCUUGAACCCGGUGCCGCCGCCCAGACCCACCAGAGCCGAGCGACUGCGCAAGCGCGCCAGAGAAUUCGCAAACGGCGGUGGUGCAGGCAUGAAAUCUGGUGAAAUGACGCCGAAUCGACCCCAGAGUUCCAUGAGUCAGUCAAGCACUGGACCUUUGCCAACGCAACCGAGGUCCAGGCCCGUAGCUACGCCUCGCAAACCACGACCAAUCAGUAUAGCCGUAACCGGCGUCACAUCCGAUCAACCCAUUAAGUCUCCAGCUACGGGCGAAAGACCACCACUGCCCAAAGUGAAUGUUACCAAAAAGUCGAUUACUCCUAAAGUGGAAACUAAAAAAUUCCCCAACGACAAUACAAAACUGCAGUCGACAACUGUCAAGGAAAAAAAUAAGAACGCAAAGAAUUCUACUGAAACUCCCGAUAACGUUGAAUCUUCCGAGCAGCAGCACACCGUCGCGGUGGUACCCAAAGACGAAGAUAGUCGUGAAAAUUCAAACCAAGGGUCAGUGAACGACCUGGCCGAAUGCGAUAUGACCGCUUCAAUGUUGGCUACAAAACAGAAGAUCUCGACUGAAGAAGAAGCCAAGGCCGCGUUGGCGGAACGCAGAAAACUAGCGCGUGAACAAGCAGAGAGAGACGCAGAGUUAGAAAGACAACGAUUGGAAGCCGAAAGAUUGGCCGAAGAAGAACGGUUACGUUGCGAAGAAGAAGAACAACGCCGACAAGAAGAAGAACAACUGCGAAUGUUGGAAGAGGCUAGGAAAUCCGAAGAGUUGCGGUUACAGUUGGCCAUUGAAGAAACGAAAAAACGUGAAGAAGAAGAAAAAAAACGGAAAGAAGAAGAGCACAAGUUGAAAUUAGAAAAAGAAGAAGCAGACCGCAAAGCGAAAGAAGAGGCUGAAAAGCUGAGACAAGAAAUGGAAAUCAAAUUGAAAAAAGAGGAAGAAGACAGGCAACUUAGACGUAAACGAGUCGAAGCUAUUAUGCUGCGGACUAGGAACCAAGGCAAAGGAAACGCGUCGACCAAAGAAGAGACUGAAUCUGCCGAGCAACAAGCCGGCGAGAAUAAAACGGAAAAACCGUCGUCGGACCCGAUGACGACUAGUCAAGGACCGGUAUCUGAGACCGAAGCGAUGCUGACCGCUGAGAGAGUUCAUUCGUCGUCGUCAACGACGUCAUCGGCAUCGUCGCCGACAUCACCGCCCGGCGAAGCGCUUUCUAACGGAUUGCUUCCGGUAGAAACUUCCGGUUCCAAACAAAACGGCCGUGCGGACAACUCGGCGGUACAUCAAAGCAACGGCUGCCUUCCUACAGCCAACGGUGGUACAGUUUUCAACUCGGAAGUACAAUUAAACAACGUGACUAACAAUCUGCUAGAUUUAUCGUUGGAACCCAUUCCGUCUGACGCUCUGUCCACACAACAAAUCAUUGACAUCGGCAUGAAAAAGUGCAUUCAAGACAAUACCACGGAGUUUACCACGUACCAAGAAACUAAUAGAUCAGAACAACAAAUCGUCAACGAUCUGCUAUCUUAAUAAACACUAGAAGUGGCCACGGUUGUUGUUACAUUGUUGUGGGUAUUUGUAUACUUGGCGGUAGAUUGAAGUAUUAAACACGAGUGCUACUUUUAUUGUUAUUUUAUUAUUUUUAUCUAAAUUAUUAAGUAGUUAAAAAGAAAAACUGAAAAAAAAAAGUAAAAUGUUCAAUAUUCAAAUUAUUAUAAUUAUUUAGCCACGUCUAGACAUACUACUACGACAAAUAUCCAUCAUCUUCUACUUUACAAUAUUUUAAAAAAUCCCUUCUUUUUUAAUACAUUUUUGUUUUCAUAAAUAUAUAAUAAUAAAAAUAAUAAUAAUAAUAAUAGCUCUUAUCGUGUUAACUAUAAACACAUUUUAAUAUGUAUUGUAAUUAUCACGUUUAAUGUACAUUAACAAUAAUACAAAUCUUAUGAUGUAUUAAUUAUUUAAAAUAUAUAUAACGACAUGAGAUUGCUUUGUCUUGUAAGAAAUACCGUCUCAAUGUAUCUUGGGAACAAAACAACGCGUUUAGCGAGUGUCCUCUAAACAAUUAAUGACAAGAUGAUCAUAAUAAUCAAUAUGUGGGCUAUGAUACCGUAUUGAGUGUAUUGCGAGUAAGAACUGUCUGGUUUGUUUACUAUGUCUCAUAUAUAUAUUUUUAGAAGUCUAUCCCAUAAACUGAUUUUACUACUCUGCUUUUAAAAUUCAACAUUCAUGUUGUGUACAUUUUAUUAUUUCAAUAUUUUUGAAUAUUUUUUUUUUACAAGUUUUUAAACCAACAUUAAAUUGAUUUUACUAUACUAUUCAUUUUGUUUUCGAUGAUGAUGCUGUUAUCAACCAAUGGUCAGUCUUAAGAAAGCAACCACUGUUGGUGGUUCGGGUAGGUAAAACAUUUUCCUGAGACUUGAAACAUCUGAGCGUGUUGAUAUUGUCAAAAAGAUUUUAUCUUAAACACACAAGAUUUAUUACUCCCCAUCAACCUCCCUGAUCUCAAAAAAAAGUAUAUUAUUUAAUAGACACCUAUUUUCUAUUUGUUCUCUUAAUUAAUUGUUGCGAGUGAUUUAUUAUUUUUCAUACUCGAGUACUUAGUAUGUUUUUUAAUGUAUAAUUAUUGAUUUAUGGGUUUUCUUUUAUUUCUUUAAAUAUUGUUCUAUGUCCGUGAUUUAUUAUGUUUGCGGUCUGUAUGCGUUGUCAUUGUUAAUAAUACGUUACAUAGAUUAUUAUUGUCUUACAUUUGGCCCAAGAAAAAUCAUUGUUUCCCAAUAAUUUAAUGAUCAGUAGUAGUAUGUGUAUGCGUUGUAUGACAAUGUUGUAUGGAAAGACAAAGCCAUCUUAUAUGUUUAUUUUAUUAUUAAUUUUUUUUUUUUUUAAUUAUUAAAAAUAAUAGUAA